This is a messenger RNA of Dovyalis caffra, 2145 nucleotides long. NCBI's taxonomy places the organism in Eukaryota, Viridiplantae, Streptophyta, Magnoliopsida, Malpighiales, Salicaceae. The record is from the annotation of a GenBank genome assembly.
AUGAAGUCCAAACUGAGAGGAUUUAGACUGAGAAGGAGCGAAGCGAAGGACAAAAUUGACUCCUUGCUUCCUGCUCAGUUAGAUGAGCUUGCUCAAGCUGGUCAGGAUAUGCAAGACAUGAGAAAUUGCUAUGAUAGUUUACUUUCCGCAGCUGCUGCAACAGCAAACAGUGCUUAUGAAUUCUCCAAUUUGACUUCAUCUGCACUUUCAGAAUUCUCAGAGUCAUUGCGGGAAAUGGGUUCUUGUCUGUUGGAGAAAACAGCACUACAUGAUGAUGAAGGAAGUGGUAGGGUUUUGCUACUAUUGGGGAAAGUGCAGUUUGAACUUCAAAAACUUGUUGAUAGUUAUCGGUCUCAUAUAUUCCUGACGAUUACAAAUCCAUCGGAAUCCCUGCUCAAUGAACUUCGGACGGUUGAGGAUAUGAAGCGACAAUGUGAUGAAAAAAGAAAUGUCUAUGAAUACAUGGUGGCACAACAGAAGGACAGAGGAAGAUCAAAAGGUGGGAAAGAUGAAAGUAUUACUUUGCAACAAUUGCAAACAGCUCAUGAUGAAUAUGAUGAGGAGGCAACCCUGUGUGUUUUUCGGUUGAAAUCUCUGAAACAGGGACAGUCUCGAAGUCUUCUAACACAGGCAGCUCGUCAUCACGCUGCUCAGUUGAAUUUCUUUCAGAAGGGACUUAAAUCACUUGAGGCAGUUGAGCCACACGUAAGACUGGUUACAGAACAUCAACACAUUGAUUACCAUUUCACUGGACUUGAAGAUGAUGGUAGAGAAGAUGGUGAGGAUGAUGGCGAGGAUGGCGAUGUUACAAAUGAAGGCAGGGAACUGAGUUUUGAUUACAGAGCAAAUAAUCAGGGGCCUGUUGUUGUUUCUGCAGCAAGGAAUUCUAUGGAGGUGGAUGAAGAGGACCUUUCAUUCCCCCAAGCUUCAGCAGCAGAAAAUGUAGAGUUAAACCCAGACAGAAACCAUGGUGGUUUCCAUUUCCCAAGCAGAGAACCAAGAGGAGGCAGCCAUUCAGCACCAAUAUUUCCAGAACGAAAACCUGAUCCAGUUGAAAGAAUAAGACAAAUACAGCAAGCAUCAAAGAAGUCCAACACAUAUGUGCUGCCCACACCUAUUGAUGCAAAGGGUGCAAACUCUUCGAGAACAAGUGGUUCAGUUCCCAACACAAGGCAAACAGACAUCAGUGGACGCACGAACAAUUUGUGGCACUCUUCUCCGUUGGAACAGAAGAAGAAUGAGAGAGAUUCUGGCGAAGGUCACCUGUCAGAUUUUGCUCCUUUAAAAGCACGCUUAGCACAUAAAGAGAGCAACAACCCUAAUGCCCCCAGCCAAUUUCCUCCCCCUUUAGUUGGUGGAAUCUCAUCUCCACAGCUUGAUGUAUGCAAUGCUUCUGAUAACAAAAAAAUUAAACGGCAGUCUUUCUCUGGUCCAAUAACCAGUAAGCCAUGGUCAAUGAAGCCUGCUUUAUCAUCCAGUGGUCCCAUUUCCUCUGCUGAACUUUCACAACAAGUUUCUGGAAUGCUUGCUCGUGUAGCAAAUCCUCAGCCUUCAUCCCCCAAAGUAUCUCCAAGUACAUCACCUCCUCUUGUUUCUUCACCCAGGAUAAGUGAGCUUCAUGAACUUCCAAGGCCACCAGGUAAUUUAGCCACCAAAGCUGCAAAAUCUUCUGUGCCGAUUGGACACUCUGCUCCAUUGGCCAGAAAUUCAGAGCUUUCUGGAACUAGCAAGAUUUCUGCUGGGGCAGCAAAUUUGGCUUCACCUCUUCCCACACCACCCUUGAUAGUCCCACGGAGUUUCUCAAUACCCUCAGGUAGUCAGAGAGCAAUGUCCAUACAUGUUUCUAAGCUUUUGGAUUCUUCUCAAGUACCAGAUAAACCUGGGGAGGUCGAUUCCCCUCCAUUGACGCCUAUUUCCCUCGCAAAUAUGAGGCCAGCACCUGCCAUUUCUGAACCGAUACCGAAUUCUGGUCAAAUUAGAGGUACUAUUUUGCGGCCAAGACGUGUGGAGAAAACAUCGGAUGGAUUUGAGGAGAUAGGAUUAGGAUUUCCAAUAACGGUAAGAGGGAUGGAAAUCGAGAUUCUAAGAGGAAGUGAGGAAGAGGAAACCGAGAUUGAAGAAACUAGGGUUGGGUUAGAAGUUUAA